UUGGACAAAACUGCUACAAUUUCCAAGAUGCAUAGCUAAUAUUUUCUCUCUUUCCCCCUUUUUUUUUAAUUUUUAUAUCUGCAUUAUGUGUUUAUAAUUAUACCAUCAUUAGUAAUAGUAUAUUAGUACUAUCAAUACACGCUGAUGAAAACGGAAAGUCAAAAAAAUACUUUACCACUGAUUUGAAAGAUAAACAAUAAAUUUAGUGUUACUAUCUGACGAAUAACGUUUAAUCGAAACGCUGCAACAGUCCCGAGUGUAACAAGGAAAGAACAGAGGCUUGGUUGAUCUCGUAUCUCCAGUAAUAACUCGCAGGUAGUGAAAAAUACUUGCCAAGAUGCUAUGUAAUGGAGUAUCAACAAUGAGCCCGCAGGGAAGUUGUAAUGAGUGUUCAGAACAGACUGGCACUGAAAAGCUUCAUGUUACAGAAGAUAUUUGGAAGCAGCAAGAAGAAUUUGGACCUACUAAGGUUGAACUGCGUAAUGGUGUGAUAAUGCCAAUUCUAGGUUUGGGGACAUCUCACAGUGGAGGAUACUCUCACCAAGCAGUGCUCCAUGCCUUGAAGGAUUGUGGGUAUCGCUUGGUUGACACUGCUAAACGAUAUGGAUGUGAAAUGCUUCUAGGGAAAACUCUCAGAGACAGUGGUGUCUCACGAGAGGAUAUCUUUCUGACGACCAAGCUGUGGCCAAGAGACUAUGGUGCCUUUGCAACAAAGCAAGCUUUUUAUGGGUCUAUGGAAAGACUAGGAGUAGAGUAUAUUGAUCUGUUCAUGAUGCACUGGCCAGAAUGCAUGUCAUCUUGUAGCAACAAAUGGCAAAUUCUUGAAGAAACCUGGAGAUCGCUGGAACUCCUUCUGGAUGAAGGUUUAUGCCGUUCCAUUGGUGUGAGUAACUACGAUAUUCCUGAUCUGGAGAAGCAGCUUGAUACUUGUAGUGUAGUUCCAUUUGUUAACCAGGUGGAGUUUCAUCCCUAUCAGAAUCCAAAAGCUUUAUUUGAAUAUUGUAAGGAGAAUAAAAUCCAAUUUCAUGGUUACAGCCCCUUAGCAAAAGGCCAGAUUUUGAAGGAGGCCCCAGUUACACAAAUUGCCAAGCAUCAUAAUCGAACACCAGCUCAAGUUCUGAUUCGUUGGUCAAUUCAGAAUGAAGUUGUGACUAUUCCAAAGUCAACUAAUAAACAUAGGGUGAAAGAGAAUGCCCAGGUCUUCAAUUUUGAACUUUCUCCAGAAGAAAUGGACCUGCUGAAUAACUUGCAUGAUGGAAGACGUAUUGUAGAUGUCUCUACUCUUCAGAGUAGAAUUGAUUCAGAUCUUCCAGAUGGUUACAAACUUCAUUUUGUGUCACUAGUGGAAGAAAAAUCUAAUUAUCGAAACCACAGUUAAAAUUAUUUGUAAUAGUUUUAAGUAAAUUUCAAACAUUUCAUUAUAGCUGUUGUAGUACCAUAGAGUAUAUAAAUUUGAAGCAGACUUCUCCAUAUGUGCAUGAUACAAUUUUCUCUGUUGAUACUUGUUGUAAACAUAUUUAUCAAUAAUAUUAUUUAUAGUACACUGUGUAUUCUGUAUUACUAUAUAUAUACAUUUUGUUAAUAGUUCUGCAAGAGUAAUGACUCGCAUUGAAAUGAGUUCUGUUUCGCUGGGCUGUACCGAAAUGAUGUUACUUUUACUCAGUUUAUACUAUAGAUAGUAGUUCUAUUAAUAUACCUGUGUGUAUUUCACAAAACCUCAUGAUGAAAGUGUUGUACAUGAAAAUGUGUUACACUAGCACAUUGGCAGUAGUGCUGUAUAUGUACGGUGCAGCAUCAACUGGUGAUAUUGUAUACAUAUGUGUAUUUUAACAGUAUGGAGAAAAUGCUGUAUAUUUGUAUUACAGUAUCAUACUGGUGAUAUAUAGUGUUGUUUUUAAUUGUUUUAGUACCCUAAUAACAUCGUGCAGUAUACCAUAUUGGUGAUAGUGCUGUAUAUAUAUGUAUAGCAAUACUACUAUAUUGAUGGGGUUGGGUAUGUAUUAUUAGUAGUUCUAUAUGUAUGUAUACAUGCAUUUUCAAAAUAUCUACAUGUAGGGAUGAAAAUGCUGUACAAAUAUACCAUAUUUGUGGUCUGUAGAUAUGAAUAAGAUGCAUGUAUAUAUUACAGUAUCACACUAUAAGUGAAAGUACUACAAUAGAUACUGGUGAUAGUCAUGUAUAGGUGUAUUUUUUCAGAUAUUAAUGAUUGUAGAAACUCUUUUAAAAAUAUAACUUUCAUAUCAAUAUUACGUUAAUAACUGUAUCCAAUUCUAGAAUGCGUAUAAAAUUAAAAUUUGUAACAUGAAGCAGUAAUCUAGUUUUAAAAUAUUAAAGAUAAAAUACUGUUCAACCAACAAUGUCAUCCAGGAAACACAGUAGGUGUGUUGGUAUUUUAAUUGUCGAUUGGUAAGUUGCAAUGAGAUUCAAAACAAGUAACAUUUAUUUUUCAAUGGAUAGUAAUGCAGUGCUUUUCGUGUGACUUUACAAGACACCUGAUUUCAAAACUUUUGUUAUAUGAAUGUAUAUUAAGUAGUUAACUGUGAAUUUGCAGUGAGAACUCGUAUAAAAUGCUUAAUACCCAUGCGCGCGCGUACACACACACACAUAUGUGCAAGACAUAUUUCGGUAGUUGUUUUAUAAUUACCGUUGUUAUAUACAUGACAUUGUAACAGUAUUAAAUUCAAUUUGAGUAUUAUAUUAAAA
This is a messenger RNA of Limulus polyphemus (Atlantic horseshoe crab), 2703 nucleotides long. RefSeq lists its product as uncharacterized. Gene Ontology annotation, molecular function: oxidoreductase activity. The coding region runs from base 338 to 1378 and encodes 346 amino acids. The transcript has 2 exons. Lineage: Eukaryota; Metazoa; Arthropoda; Merostomata; Xiphosura; Limulidae. The record is from RefSeq and is a predicted model, not a curated record.